This is a messenger RNA of Fomitopsis serialis, 1536 nucleotides long. RefSeq lists its product as uncharacterized. The record is from RefSeq and is a predicted model, not a curated record. NCBI's taxonomy places the organism in Eukaryota, Fungi, Basidiomycota, Agaricomycetes, Polyporales, Fomitopsidaceae. The transcript is spliced from 8 exons. The annotation marks the transcript as partial.
CUCUCACUAGUUCAUCGCUGUCGCCGUAUGAAAGCCGGCAAGUCUUGCGUAGAUUUCAUGCUCAUCGUGCACCUCAUGCAGCUCGUGUGCAAGUGUACAAGCAUGCAACGCGUCAGAAUGAGAAGCGUCUGUGACAUCUACGAACAACACGUUCGGGGAUUCAACUACGCCCCAUCGCAGCGAACAUUUUUACACUGGAACCAGAAUGGCGGCAAGUUCGCCACCAUUGCUUCAGGCGGUUCGAUUUAUGCACUUAUACUCAUCGCGGAGGCUGGACUGCGUUCGACGGUCGUGAAAUCCAUUGGCGAUUUCGCCUCUAAGCUUGCGAACGUACUUCGCGAUCCCGAUCCCGAUACCCCUGCGGGCAAACAAGUCAUAGAACACGUUAUUCCGGCCAUCUCUAGUCUUCGCCAAUCCCUGCCCCUUCGAUUCGACACAAUGUUCUCUCCCGGUCUUCUGGCUGAGCUGAAGCUGAGCUCCGACUCGUUGACCUGCUCAGAUUUGCGACAAUCUGAUCAGGUUUUUGACUCUUUACUGCUGAACAACUUCACAGAGGUUGAUAGAAACUGGGGUGUCUGGGCAACGUGCCUUGAUCCAGUGGAGCACCCCGCCGAGCUGGGAACCAUCGCCCUGACUCACGCCAGCCAAUCUCUUUUCAGGCCGGAAUUCCACGUAGUACAGGAUCAUCCGUCUCCGAUGACGGUGGAUGAUGAAGAUGACGAUGUGGAGGAAGACUCAGAGGGAAGCUCGACAACACCCGACUCGCCUUGUGCUACGGUAACAAUAGCCGGCUUGGAUCUAGAGGAAGAAUCACUCCUUGCAAAUCCGGUGCCCAAAUCACCCGAAGACGCAUUUGCAUGGACCGAGACGCAGCGCGCUUUAGCGCAAUCGGCGGAGGAACCUGAGACUCUGGAGGAGCUACAAGAUCUAGAUACGUUACCGUGGUGCCGUCUGUUCUCAGGUGUGUUGUUCCCUCACGAUCCCUCCUCAAAACUGUUUCAUCUCAUUAUUCUCAGCGAACCCCUCAGAAUUUCGGAUUCUCGAGGUGGUCUGGUCGCGAGCGUAUAUGCCAACAUGCCGGACCAUUUGAAACAGAGGCUGAUGGCGAACUUGAUCGCCUGCUUCGAAGAUCAGCCAGAGAACCUGCAACACAUGUGCUCUGCAUCUCAAGGAGCCGAGUUCAGUUUCCCCGCGCUUCACUAUGCAUGGUAUAACAGGCACGGGACCAGGGGCCAUGGAAUAUCUGCGCAGUCCCACCCUAUGCUCAUUGAAAAAGACGGAAAUUCGCGGACGAACUACGCGCAGAUGUUACCGUACGUCUCGGCCGAUAUGCGAAAGCAUUCCGACAUCUACGAAAUCUUGGAAGCAACGUUCAGCGAAGUAUUGGAAUAUAUGGCUGAACAGAUCAUGCAUACGCUGCCCGACGAGUACGAUGAGUUACGCCUGGACGCAGAAGUCCUUCCCGGCAACGCUCACUCAAUUGCUCACCCUUUCCUAUCCCUUGUUGUCAACAUCAAUGUGGCUACCCUGGCUCAC